AUGUCAUCAUUGGAGGAGCAUGCACCACAGCAGAUUCAAGUGUUGUUGGAUCCUGUCUACAAGAACUUCGAGUUGGAGGGAUGGCGCUGGAAAAUUGCAACCGUCUACUUACAUUUCUUCGAAAAAGAGCAAGUGAUCCAGCGGCACCAAAAGGUAAGCCGGGACUCGGACCAUGCUGCAUCGGCUGGUUGCCAAGAACGCGUCAUGUCUGAAAACGAAGACGGAAACCCGAAAGGGUGUGCCCACCUGGUUGUGUACUUUGCACCAAAGAGCAAUCAGAAGCGCAAGCGCUCUCAGUCGCACGUGUAUCUUCGGUUUGUGCUGCAAAAGACAAACCUAGAACAUUUUGCGGCUAUUGAUAAACUAGCUCGUAGGCUUCGUCGACCAGUCUCAGCAUUCUCAUACGCAGGCACGAAAGACAAAACAGCUAUCACAUUCCAGCACAUCGUGGUUAGUGGAAUCGAGUCUGAUCGUCUCUUAAGCAUCAACACAUCUGCAGGUGACACGACAACGGCCAUUCGGGUUGGAAAUUUGAAGUAUGUCGAAAGUCCGAUGUCAUUAGGUGAAGCAAGUGGGAACAGGUUUACAAUCGUAGUCCGAUAUCUUUCCGCCGAGCCGCAGUCCACUUACAAAAUUUUUCGGUCGACGCUUGAGUCUGCACUGAGCGAUGUUGAGCGUCAAGGCUUUAUCUAUUACUUUGGCUUCCAGCGCGUUGGUCUGCCGACGAGUACGGUGAGACCGUACCAUAUUGGUAAGAUGAUGAUUGCUUGCAAAUGGGAAGAAGCUUUGAGACUUAUCUUACAAGUUAAGCAAACGGAUUCUGAGGCUGCUGUCAGAGCAAAACGGCUUUAUCUUGAGUCGGGUGACGUUGAAGAUGCUCUCAAGCAUAUGCCACGCGGCAUGUCCAUAGAACGUCAAGUGCUCCAGCGAUUAAAACGGCACGGAAGUGGUGCAUUUGAGCAGGCGAUUCGAACUGUGGCGCACUCGCGUCGCGUGAUGUACAUGCACGCGUACCAAAGCUUUCUUUUCAUCGGAUGGCAUUGUUUCGGCUGCGCCAUUACGGAAACAUACAUGGUUGUCGUAGGUGAUCUGAUUCAGUGUAAUACCCAGAGCGUUAGGACUGGUUAUCCUACCGCUGGCUGGCACAAGCGUUGUUUUACAUCCAACGCGACGAAGGACGCGUGUAUCAAGAUAAUGGAGCAAGAUGGCACGAAAGAAGCUCUCAUUGAGUCGGGUCCAUUGAAAGGCGCCUACCGAUCUCUGAUUGCGUACCCAUGUCACCUGGACUGGACUUGGCAAGAAGACCAUGAUGAGUCGCUCUCACUGCAGCUCUCGUUCUCACUUAACACUGGAUGCUUUGCUACUAUGUGCUUACGAGAGUUGCUUCAUUCGGACAUCUAG
This is a messenger RNA of Peronospora belbahrii, 1401 nucleotides long. Lineage: Eukaryota; Oomycota; Peronosporomycetes; Peronosporales; Peronosporaceae. The record is from the annotation of a GenBank genome assembly.